Molecule: messenger RNA, 1317 nt
Organism: Drosophila mojavensis
Lineage: Eukaryota; Metazoa; Arthropoda; Insecta; Diptera; Drosophilidae
Exons: 2
Coding region: 56-853 (265 amino acids)
Source: RefSeq, a predicted model, not a curated record
CAGCGACAGAUCAGAUCAGAUCAGAGCUCGACAUCGGCCACUAACUCCAUUUGACAUGGCAAUCAAACUGUUUACCCUCUUGGCUAUUGGCCUGGCCCUUGCCGCCGUCAUCGAUGCCCGUCACGUCUCCGGACACCGCCGCCAUCCGCAGCAGCAGCGCGGCAUCGUUGCCAAGCCCCACCACGGCGCACAGACGCGCGUCUUCCCGGGCGCCGUGGCCAUCAAGAAGCUGGUGCUGCUCAAGUUCAAGAAGAUCGUGCCCAUCUCCCUGAUCCUGCUCAAGUCGAGCAACGACAACGAGGCCGAGCUGGUGCCCGUCUACCCGACCGAUCAGAUACCCGAGAACGUGCAGUUCAUUCCCACGCCCAACGGCAUCUCCGGCCACAAGGAUGUCCAGGCCAUUGCCAUACCCAGCGAACUGCACGAACAGCUGCAGAUCAACGGUCUCUCCAACGUGGAGAACAUCGAGGCUCUGCUCCAGGGUAGCUCCAUCAUUGGCGACAGCGUUCAGUCCGAGGACGGUGCCAGUCCCGUGGGCAACAGCAUUGCCGUCGCCCAGCCCGAGGACGCGCCCCUGGUGCAGAACGACAACGACGACACCCAGCUGCUAGAGGGCGCCACAGUGCCAGCCGCUGGCGAGGUCAGCGCCAGCACCCGCCGCCUCUCCAGCAACGAGCUGCUGCACUCCGGCAUCCGCAACUCCGCCCAGCUGCAGAAGACCAGCGUCGAGGAGAUUCCCCUGCUGCUCUACUCGGCCACCGAUGGCGGUGCACCCGGCCAUGAGGUCUUCGGCGAGCGUCGCUUCGUAGCCGCCACCCCGGCACGCCGUCGCCACCACCAGUUCUACAACUAAGACGCUCGGCUCGAUGGCCCCUCGCUGCCGCCUAUUUAUAACCGCAACUACUCCGACCCCAGCCUAGCCGAGCCUGGCCCGGCCCGGCCCGGCCUAGCCUAUGCUGAGGCCUAUCCACUAUCUGUAGCUUUUCUUCUACCCGGCUGUCACAGCACGGCAUGGGGCUUUUCUUUUCUAUUUAUUUUGUUUUUUUUUUUUUUUUUUUUGCUUGUGCUAUUUGCUUAGACUGAACUGAAUAUAAAUUAACAUUAUGAGAAAUGACAAAGGCGCGCGAUGUGUUGGGCUCUCUGGUUCCGGGGCUCCAUGUGGGUAGUGGGGCCGGCCUUGUUUUUCCUGCGCUUAUCACAAUCUGAAGGCGACGACGAUGACGGCGAGGACGACGACGAUGGCGCAGUGCCUGCAGUUAUCAGCUUUGUUGUGCCGUUGACGUGACGUGUCCUGUGCCUCUACCUCUGCCUCUACCU